Aplosporella prunicola CBS 121167 is the source of this 726-nucleotide messenger RNA. RefSeq lists its product as uncharacterized. Gene Ontology annotation, molecular function: rRNA primary transcript binding. Gene Ontology annotation, biological process: maturation of 5.8S rRNA from tricistronic rRNA transcript (SSU-rRNA, 5.8S rRNA, LSU-rRNA); nuclear-transcribed mRNA catabolic process, RNase MRP-dependent. The record is from RefSeq and is a predicted model, not a curated record. Bases 39 to 674 code for a protein of 211 amino acids. The transcript is spliced from 2 exons. Gene Ontology annotation, cellular component: ribonuclease MRP complex. NCBI's taxonomy places the organism in Eukaryota, Fungi, Ascomycota, Dothideomycetes, Botryosphaeriales, Aplosporellaceae.
GAAACAUAAAGAAACAAACGCGUAAUUGUCAAAGCAGCAUGGCACCUAAAGAUGACGCUGCCGGUGCAAUCCCACACCUUAAGCCGAAAGACAUCGACGAACUCAAGACCCUGAACGACCUCCUCCACCUGAUCUUUCAUCGCAACAAAAACCAGCACCACCUAAGCUUCUGGUGGCGUGGCUUUGCUACCUUCCGGCGGGAGUACCAACAUCUACUCGCCGAAUACGAAGCUUCCAAAACGAACAAGACAUCCAAGAAGCGCGCAAAAGCUAGACUGGACACCUGGAAGCAAAUUCGUGUACCCCAAUGGUACCUGUCGUUCACGCACUUAAUCAGCUCGAACCAAUUCAGUGCCAUCGGUCUUGCGCUGCUUACAAUCCUAGCUACGGUAUCCUCACUCUUCGGUAUCACAGCGGCGCUCCAAGAAGAAGGCGAACAACACAUCCAGGAGAGGCUACGUGAAUUUGCGCAGAAAGAUGCUAGAGAGCUGUUCGCAGCGACGGCGGACGGGAAGAAAGACGAGGAUGUUGGUGAAGUCAUCAAGAGACCUCGCGAUCCGGAGCCGGAGCAGGAGCCUAAGCAACGUCCUGCUAAGAAGAAGGUCGUAGAGACGGCAAAGAAGAAGAAAAAGAAGGGCAAGAAUGCUAUUGAUGAUCUCUUUGCGGGGUUGUAGCAAGUAGACAAUGGAUGUUCUACUGAGCGACAAGAGAACAUGUACUCUAGCA